UUUGAGUAUGACGUCAUUUCAUUCUUGUUACCUUGUGACUGUCAAAGUGUCAAUGUGGAGUAGUGUAAUUUUAUAAUUUUAAUUGACCUCGUCAAUAAAUCACGAGAAAAUCAUAUCUAAAAAUGUGUAUCUAAUUUCAACAUAUCAAGUAAUUUAUUAAGGCUGACAAUGCAAACGAUAAAAUGUGUAGUUGUUGGAGAUGGAGCAGUGGGUAAAACUUGUUUGCUUAUCUCGUACACAACGAACAAAUUUCCAUCAGAAUAUGUUCCCACUGUAUUUGAUAAUUAUGCCGUUACUGUGAUGAUUGGUGGUGAUCCUUAUACUCUUGGUCUUUUUGAUACAGCAGGUCAAGAGGAUUAUGAUCGUUUACGACCAUUAAGUUAUCCACAGACUGACGUUUUUCUUGUAUGUUUUUCUGUUGUUUCGCCGUCAUCGUUUGAAAAUGUCAAAGAAAAAUGGGUUCCUGAAAUAACUCAUCAUUGUCAAAGAACUCCAUUUUUAUUGGUUGGAACACAAGUUGAUUUACGUGAUGAUGUUGCCACUACGGAAAAACUUGCGAAAAAUAAACAAAAGCCAAUUUCUCCAGAACAGGGGGAGAAAUUAGCAAAAGAAUUGAAGGCCGUUAAAUAUGUUGAAUGCAGCGCACUUACUCAGAAAGGAUUAAAAAAUGUAUUCGAUGAAGCAAUUUUAGCAGCUUUGGAACCACCAAAACCACAAAAGAAAAAAAAGUGCAUUUUCCUAUAAAAAAAAGAGCCUAGUGAAAAAUUAAAAAAAAUUGUGGAAAAUUGAUAAAAAUAUAUCUUUUCUCUAGGAACGUACUAUGAGCCGCUCGAAUGAACGUAACAUUGGACUCGUAUUGCGUUUAUCAUUUUUUUUGCAGUAUUGCAAAAAUCACUAAAACAUUCCGCAAAAGUAUAAUUGAAAAAACGAACUCCACAUAUCUGGUUUCUUACAGUCCGGAAGAGUUACGUUUAUAUUCGUAGAAAUAGUUGAUUUUUAAUAUAAAUGAUAUUAUCGUCUAUUAUUUUCUUGUCUACGUAUAUGAAUUUAAAACAAUGAAUUUCCUUUUUAAUCUACUUUUUAAACAUUUACAAUCUUGUAAAAAAAGCGUAUUCUUAAUAUAAAAUUUUUUAAAAAUGUAUUUAUUAGCAAGAUAGUAAAUUAUCUUUUAAUUUUGUCAUUAAAUUGUAAUAAUUUGGAAAAUUAUAAUCAUCAUUUUUAGAAAAUAAGUAAAGAAUAAAAAAAAUGUAAAAUGCAAAA
Leptopilina boulardi is the source of this 1260-nucleotide messenger RNA. RefSeq names its product cdc42 homolog. Lineage: Eukaryota; Metazoa; Arthropoda; Insecta; Hymenoptera; Figitidae. The record is from RefSeq and is a predicted model, not a curated record. The transcript has 5 exons. Bases 169 to 744 code for a protein of 191 amino acids. Gene Ontology annotation, molecular function: GTP binding; GTPase activity. Gene Ontology annotation, biological process: small GTPase-mediated signal transduction.